Messenger RNA from Thamnophis sirtalis, 1590 nucleotides. Lineage: Eukaryota; Metazoa; Chordata; Lepidosauria; Squamata; Natricidae. The record is from RefSeq and is a predicted model, not a curated record.
GGCAGGAGGAGGCAAGAAGAUUAAAGCUGCCCUUAUGCCUGAUAGUGCAGGAUUGACAAAUCCCAGCUCAGAUUUGAGGCAUCUGCAGGAAGUGUCAAGGUGGCGGUUGGGAUUGUGUGAUCAAAGCUCUGCCCCUUUGUAUGUGUGUGUGUGUGUGUGUGUGUGUAUGGGGAGGCCAGAGGGGAUGGCUUUGAAGACAGCAGGAAGAACUAUCAUCAAGGCAAUGGGUUAGAUAAGCAGGGAUUAAGCCUGGGCCAAGAAGCUAACUUGGGAGGACAACUCAGACGAGCCAAUUCACAAUGGGUGCAGCCUGAUCUUUUUUGUGAGCAUGAUGUUGACAAAUAUUUUUUUUAAAAAAGAGGGGGAGCUUCACUCUUUCACACGCACACACACACCCCAAACAUCCCUGGCCCACAGAAACCAACUCAAACUGUUCGAUAAUUGUGUCCCUUUUGUCGGCGAAGAAAAGGCUGCUUGAAAUAACAAGCCCCUGUCUUCGUUUGUUCUUCUCUCCCAUUCAGAACAUUCGUGGGUUUUCCUAAAACUUUCAGUGUUUCAUUAGUAAACCCUGGAACAGAACUGGCGUUAUUGUCAAUGAGUGGUGGGCCAUGGCAGGUGGGGGGGGGAAGCAGGAGCCAAGAAGCAAAGGCUGACUAGGACAAAAGCUGGUUUGGCCAGACCACAAAUCUUUGUUAAAAUUCUACAUUGUGCAGAAAGUGGCAAAGGAAGCCUUUUUAAAUCUCGAAAGGUCUUCCAGCGGAGGGGGAUAAAACUUGCAGCUCGAGAUGCAUCAACAAUGACUCCUUUUAGGAAUGGCCUUGGAGGCAAUUCCAUCAACAAAGGGAGGGGGGUGUCCCCUUCACAGAAAAGGGCUUGCAGAGCGCCUGGGCUCCCUUCCCCUUCAACGCGCGGGUUAAUGUCUGGGCCCGCUUUGAUUCCACGCGGCUUUCUUUUGUUUCCACAUUUGCCUCCGUCAGGUUGCUAGGAUACUUGAAGUCUCCGAAGAGACGAGGAGGAUGAUGGGAGUGAAAUCAGGCUUGGAAAUGAUUACCUUGCCCUACGGACACCAACUGCGCCUGGAUCUAAUUGAAAGGCAUACUACAAUGGCAAUAGGAAUUGCGGUGGAUAUUCUUGGCUGCACGGGGAAUUUAGAAGAGCGUGUUGCAACAUUAAACAGGAUUAUCCAGGUUGCAGUCGAACUCAAAGACUCCAUGGGGGAUCUGUAUGCCUUCUCAGCUAUAAUGAAAGCUCUGGAAAUGCCUCAGAUCGCACGGUUGGAGCAAACAUGGACCAGCUUGAGGCACUGUUAUACCCAAACAGCCAUUAUGUACGAGAAACAGCUGAAACCUUUCAGCAAACUCUUACAUGAAGGAAAAGAGGUCACCUGUGUGUCGCAAAACGUCAUCGCUGUGCCAUUGCUGAUGCCUCUGGUUACGCUGCUGGAACGGCAAACUGUGGUCUUCGAGGGAAUGGAUGUGUGGGAAAACACUGACCAAAGCUGUGAUAUCAUGCUGAAACAUUUGGCAACAGCUCGUUUGAUAGCACAAAAUGCCGAACAGUACAGCGCAAAUGCGGAAAGGAUCCUUACAG